AUGGUGUAUGCGACUCUACUGAGCGAGGAGGACCUGAGUCGUUUCAGGACGAAGCAGUGCAAGCGCCUUUUGAACGGAGGAUGCAAUUUUGGAAUAGACAGAUGCCAGUACAGUCACAACGAAUUUUGGAACAGACGAUGCCCGUUCUACUUGAGCGACUCGUCUUUCAUUCGAUACAUAACAAUUAUGUGUCCAGAUGUAGAAACGAAAAGUGAUGGUUCUAUUAACAGUCUCUGUCUUCGAGGUGGAGAAUGCCCCUUCGCUCACUCAGCGGAAGAAAUUUUGUACCAUCCCUUGUAUUAUAAAACGAAAAGAUGUGAAGAUUAUAAAAAGGGAUCAUGUAAUACUUAUUACUGUCCAUUUAUUCAUGGCUUAGCAGAGACUAGAAUUCCAGGUACAUAUAAAUUGCCAUUCACCAAUGGAAUUAGCAUCCCUAAUAUCCCCAACGUAAUCAUUGUGGAUAAAAUUGACAUAACGAGUAAGACAACUGGAAACAUAAGUGGUGGAGACAGAUACAUGAAGAAUGUAAUUUCGUCUAAGAAGCGCAGCGAUGUCAAGCUAGUAGACCAUCUGAAAUUUUUUGACAAUGCACACUUUCCAAAAAUGAACAACUGUAUGAUGCCUACUUCGUACUCCUCCAUUGACUCCAUUCCAAAUAACAACACAGAUGCCUCCAGGAGCAACUGUGGGAAAAAAAUCACCCUGUCCUUCAGCCACAAUUUUGUGAAUAACUCAUCGGAAGAAGAUUUAAAAAAAGGUAGGAUAAUAUUUAAUGAAGAAAAUACCAUGGACCAUUUUUCUGCUUUCUCUAAAGAUGGGCUCGAUUAUUCCAUUAAUUCCUUCACCAAUUUUGACAAACACAUGAUGGAUUUUCCGACACACGGGAACAGCACAGAUAUGGGAAGGUCCUCUCCAAAUACCUUGUCGUGCACUAAUUAUAACGAAUUUUUGGGGGGUAACAUGGACAAAGGAGAGAAUCGCUCAUCGAUCAAGUCCAGCUUGUCGACUCAAGUGACGGAUGGACUUCACCCCGCCAACAACUGGAACAAGCAUUUCAAUAUGAUCAAGAUGAAGCAGAAUUAUUCUAGCUGUAGUACCGCUGCACACGAAAUUAAUUUUAACGAACAUGACAUGACAAGCGACGAAGUGGUGGAGGACGAUGAAGAAGACCUGGAUAAUUAUCUUAUGAACACGCUUCUGCCGAAGGGGGACGAGGACACCGAGGGGAUGCACAGCGGGAACGGAGACCAGAUCGGUGAUGAGAAGGUGCACUACAACUACCAAUGCAACUGCAGCAGUGCAAGCAACGAGCGGAAUGAUGACGGAAGCAUCCACCAUAAGCCAAGCUGUAGCGCACACCACGCAGGCGAAGAGCAAAACACGAGCGAAAUCAAUCUGCUAGAAAUUAUCAGGUGCCUGAAAAAUUUAUACGAACGAAUCAUGAAAGGCAAUUUAGUCUUCUCCCCAGAGCAGUGGGAUAACAUUGCCAAGAUAACCUACGAAAUUGUUCGUGUUGUGGAAUUUAACCGAAUUUUAAAAUUGAAGAGAACCACCGAUAUGAUGAAGAGUGAUAUUUGCAGCGGGAAAAACCAAUUCCCUUUUGAUAUGUCUAAGAUGACGGACAUGUGGUCGGAAGGGAUGAAGGGCUCCACUGCGAGGUUAGAAACGAACGUGCUUGUGAGGGAAGUGUAUGGCAAGGAAGAAAACAGUGCAAAUGAACAAGGCGAGGAGAAAGACGGAGAAAUUGCACCAAUGAUGAAGGAGGAAAACAUUAAUGAUACGAUUCAAAUUUCCACUCCAAGCGAGGCAGUAUUGAGCGAAAUGAAAAACAAUUUAGAGAGCAAAAGGGAAAACAUGCCCGAUGGAAUGAGCAUGGACGUUGCGGGGGACACCUACAUGAUGACGCAUCUGUAUCAGGGCCAGGAGAUAGAGAAUUACCCAAGUGAUAAAAACGACAUGGAUCUGUUUAACGUGAAGAGGAAAAUUUUAUCCCACCAGUUAAACAGUAUGAGUGAUGUAGCCAAUGGGAUAAGCGGGAUGGCCAACGUGAGCAACAACAAAAUUACUAGCUCAAACGGUAAAGUGGAUAACGCCAAUAAUGAAGAAGAAAACUCCAAAGACGACCCCCAUUUUUUGGACUACUACAAUUUAAACAAAGGCAACUUCAACUUUGCAGAAACGAAGGAAAACGCAGAUAAAAUUUUGUCGCAGCAGCCAUUCAUGUCUUUCUUUUCCUUUCUUUCCGAAUGA
Molecule: messenger RNA, 2250 nt
Organism: Plasmodium knowlesi strain H
Lineage: Eukaryota; Apicomplexa; Aconoidasida; Haemosporida; Plasmodiidae
Product: zinc finger protein, putative
Exons: 1
Coding region: 1-2250 (749 amino acids)
Molecular function (GO): metal ion binding
Source: RefSeq, a predicted model, not a curated record